Molecule: messenger RNA, 1420 nt
Organism: Trachemys scripta elegans
Lineage: Eukaryota; Metazoa; Chordata; Testudines; Emydidae
Gene: ADPGK
Product: ADP dependent glucokinase
Exons: 6
Coding region: 127-1251 (374 amino acids)
Biological process (GO): glucose metabolic process
Cellular component (GO): endoplasmic reticulum
Molecular function (GO): ADP-specific glucokinase activity
Source: RefSeq, a predicted model, not a curated record
GCCUGUGUAGAUGUAAUCGUCUCCGGUGUGAAGCUGUUGCAGGCACUUGGUCUUGAUCCUGGGGAUGGGAAAGAUCAUGCUGUCUUGAAUUCCAGAAAGGACCUGAAAGAAGCCUUCAUCCAUUUCAUGCAGAAAGGGGCAGCUGCUGAGCGCUUCUUCAGUGAUGCGGAGACCUUCGAUCACAUUGCACGAGCAGCGUCAGACUACCCUGGGGCACAGCUCUAUGUGGGAGGAAAUGCUGCCCUAAUUGGUCAGAAACUUGCAAGAAAUCCAAACCUGAAGAUCCUUCUUUGUGGUCCAGUUGGUCCUAAACUCCAUGAACUACUUGAUGAUAAUGUAAUUGUCCCACCAGAAUCUAUGCAGGAAACUGAUGAAUUCCACCUUAUCUUGGAGUAUCAAGCAGGUGAAGAAUGGGGACAGUUGAGAGCUCCCAAUGCAAACCGCUUUAUUUUCUCCCAUGACCUAUCAAAUGGAGCCAUGAACAUGCUGGAGGUGUUUGUGUCCAGCCUGGAUGAGUUUCAGCCAGACCUUGUAGUGCUCUCAGGGCUUCACAUGAUGGAAGGGCAGAGCAGGGAAGUGCGUGAGAAGAGACUUCUGGAGGCUGUGACUACCAUCUCUGAUAUCCCCACUGAUAUCCCCAUACAUCUGGAAUUGGCCAGUAUGACUGACCAGGAUCUCAUGAGCAAGAUUAUGAAUCAGCAGGUCUUCCCCCUGGUGAACUCUGUCGGGCUAAAUGAACAGGAGCUGCUGUUCCUCACCCAGUCAGCCUCUGGUCCUCAUGCCUCCCUUGGUUCCUGGAAUGGAGUUCCAGAUGUGGGCAUUGUCAGUGACAUCCUUUUCUGGAUCCUGAAGAAGCAUGGAAGGAACAUGGACAAGGCAUCUGAUCUUACCCGCAUCCACUUCCACACACUGGCCUAUCACAUUCUGGUUACAGUGGAUGGGUAUUGGGGCAACCAGAUAGCUGCUGUGGCUGCUGGAGCCAGAGUGGCAGGGACACAGGCUUGUGCAACUGAAACCAUUGUUACUGACAGAGUCUUUCUUAAAGCUCCCUUGGAGUUUGUGACCUCCCGUACAGAGGCACCCUCCAAAAUCUCUUUAAAUCCAGGUGAUCCAGUGGCACACUGGCACAGAGAGGGAAUCUCAUUCCAUUUCACCCCUGUUUUGGUGUGUAAAGAUCCCAUCCGGACCGUGGGACUUGGAGAUGCUAUUUCAGCUGAAGGACUCCUAUAUUCAGAACUAUACCCUCAGUAGGCUAUGGAAACGAGACGCCUUUUUCUCCAAGAAUAUAGUGUCUGAGGAAAUAUGGUGUUCUCAAGGGGAUUUCAGACAGUAAGGUGGGGGGUGGAAUUUGGGAUAUUAAACAGUCUCUGGAUAUUAUCUGAGAAGAGCCAAAGAAUAUAUUCUAACCACUUGGCAGUGA